UGUUCCAUGUAAAUCUAUGUUCUCUGUUACGAUCCUUACGAUCGUUACGAUCCCACGUGUGAAAAAAAGAUACAGGCAGGGAUAAAACUAAUUUCUAUUUACUGUCUCUUCUACAACUCGAAAGACCAUAGAUUUCUUUCAAUAUCGUAAAAAAAGCAAUGAUUUUGACAAGGUGACGAAAAAUUUUGUGAAAAUGUCGACAUCCUGUGUCGAGAUAAUAGACGACAUCGAAGAUUUGAUAUCCUCGCAAGACAUAACCCCAAAACAAAGAUACAGUACAAGGAAAAAAGUAACUGUUCGUUCAAAGACGAAAAAGUGUAAUGAUGAAUUCUCUGACUUUUCGCAACAUCCUGAAACUCAAACGAGCAUAAUUCCAGGAUCUCAAACUAUUUAUGUUAAAACUUGGGGUUGUACACAUAAUAGUUCCGACAGCGAAUACAUGGCAGGUCAAUUGGCUGCCUAUGGCUAUAAUUUGACGGAUGACAAAAUGCAAGCUGAUUUGUGGCUGCUUAAUUCUUGUACUGUAAAAGCACCUGCCGAAGAUCAUUUUAGAAAUGAAAUCGAGACUGGUAAAAAAAUGGGAAAGCACAUUGUCAUUGCUGGUUGUGUUCCUCAAGGAGCUCCAAAAACUGGAUUCCUCCAAGGCCUCAGUACAAUUGGAGUGCAGCAGAUCGACCGAGUGGUAGAAGUUGUGGAAGAGACGCUGAAGGGCAACACAGUGAAGUUUUUGGGACAGAAAAAAACAUCUGGCAAAAAAAUAGGUGGUGCCUCCCUCUCAUUGCCAAAAGUUCGUAGAAAUCCUCUGAUCGAAAUAAUAGCAGUGAAUACAGGUUGUUUGAAUCAGUGUACAUAUUGUAAAACGAAGCAUGCAAGAGGAGAACUUGGAAGUUAUCCACCGGAGGAAAUAGUCGAAAGAGCUCGUCAAGCCUUUGACGAAGGAGUGAGGGAGUUGUGGCUAACUUCAGAAGACACCGGAGCUUAUGGCAAAGACAUAGGCACAAACUUGCCAGAAUUAUUGUGGCAACUUCUGAAAGUCAUACCUGAAGACUGUAUGAUGAGAGUGGGAAUGACGAAUCCUCCUUACAUACUUGAGCAUUUGGAGGAAAUGAGUUUGAUUUUGCAGCAUCCACGGGUUUACAGUUUCCUUCAUGUCCCAGUUCAAUCCGGGAGCGAUCAAGUUCUCGCAGACAUGAAGAGAGAAUAUACACGAGCGGACUUUGAGAGAGUGGUCGAUUAUCUGCAGAGUCGAGUCGAGGGAAUGACAAUUGCUACUGAUAUUAUUUGCGGCUUUCCUACCGAAACGGAUCAAGAUUUUCAAGAUACAAUGAGCCUGUGCAAAAAAUAUAAAUUUCCCAGUUUAUUCAUCAAUCAAUUUUUCCCACGACCGGGCACGCCUGCUGCCAAAAUGACCAAAGUUCCAACUCAACUUGUUAAACAGCGGACGAAAAAGCUUUCAGAAUUCUUUCAAUCAUACGAGCCUUAUCAACAUGAGAUUGGACAAAUUCAACGCGUUCUCGUUACCGAAGUCUCACACGACAAAGCCCAUUUCGUCGGACACAACAAGUUUUAUGAACAAGUUCUCCUGCCCAUGAAGGAGGAAUUUAUGGGAAAAAUGGUAACCGUCAAAAUCACCGAAGCUAUGAAAUAUUCUAUGAAAGGAAUUCCCAUCGAAAUCAACGAAUCGCCUUCUCUAAAAUCUCCUUUGGCCAAAGGUCUCGUUUCUGGAAUUCGUGACGAAAUUAAACCCUCCAAAUACAAAACUCUCGCUGUACUUGCCAUUUUUUUUGCUAUUUUCAUGAGAGUACUUUGGAAAUUAUUUAUAUUUUAACAAUUGUCAAUGCUUUGACCAAUGUACCUCAGAAAUUGUAAUAUUCGGAUGGAAAAUAGUAUGAGAUACUUUUUCGAGUAUACACUGCAAACGGUCCGAAUAAAAUCAUAUUUUCUAUCAUUCGUUCCUCACCGCUGUAUAAACAGAGACUGUAAAGCAAUGGAAAAGGGAAGUAAAGAGUGUGAGACGAUAAAUAAAAUCGAAAUUUUCAAGUU
Venturia canescens is the source of this 2043-nucleotide messenger RNA. RefSeq names its product threonylcarbamoyladenosine tRNA methylthiotransferase. The coding region runs from base 194 to 1828 and encodes 544 amino acids. Gene Ontology annotation, molecular function: 4 iron, 4 sulfur cluster binding; tRNA (N(6)-L-threonylcarbamoyladenosine(37)-C(2))-methylthiotransferase activity. The record is from RefSeq and is a predicted model, not a curated record. The transcript has 2 exons. NCBI's taxonomy places the organism in Eukaryota, Metazoa, Arthropoda, Insecta, Hymenoptera, Ichneumonidae. Gene Ontology annotation, biological process: tRNA methylthiolation. Gene Ontology annotation, cellular component: endoplasmic reticulum.